Molecule: messenger RNA, 1414 nt
Organism: Saccostrea echinata
Lineage: Eukaryota; Metazoa; Mollusca; Bivalvia; Ostreida; Ostreidae
Product: myosin-11-like
Exons: 15
Coding region: 1-1329 (442 amino acids)
Source: RefSeq, a predicted model, not a curated record
AUGGUCACGCUUGAAGAGAGAUUAAAAGCUGAACUGGAAAGACAAAAGACAGACUUGGAAAAGAGCUGGAAAAAAGAACUGGAUAAAUUAAAAGAGGAGCUGGAAACGAAACAUAAAGAAUACAAAAAGGAGCUCGAAAAAAGAGACAAUACGAUACAAGAUUUAAGCAGCAAAUUGGCAAAAAAAGAGGAAGAAAUUAGAUUAGAAAGCUCCUCAUCGCAACAAGCCGAGGGAUCAAAAGAAAUGCAGGAAAGGCUAAAUGAAGUAAAGAACGAGAAAGACCAAACUAACGAAGAACUCAAGCAAAAAACCAUAGAGCUUGAGAGAAUUACUAUCCAGCUGGAGGAAGAAAAGAGAAAACACAGUGCAGAACUGGAAGAAUUGAAAAAGAAGUAUAAUGAAGAAAAGGAAAUACACGAAAAAGCAAUUACAGAAAAAACAGAAGAACUUGAGAAAUUAGCAAGCCAGCUAGAGGAUGAAAAAAGGAAAACUAUAGAUAAUAAAGGAGUUCAUGAAGAUGGAAAUUUGAAGAAAAUUAAAGAGCUAGAAAAAUCCAUAGAAGAAUUAAAAACAGAAAAUAAAGAACUUCAAGAAGAUUUUGAAAAAAGAAUACAGUUAAAAAAACAACCAAAACCAACAAGAGCAUCAGAUGACGUAUCAGCAUUAAAAGAAGAGAAUGAAUCCCUCAAAAACAGACUCAGUCAGCUGGCGGGUGCCAAGCUAACAGAAGGAAAUCCUAAUAUUGCGGACCUCAGCGACAAGAACAGGCCAAUAAACUUAGCAGAAAAAUUCUCAGAACUUUAUGACAAUGAAUGGACAGAUGCACUAGAGGAGCUAAUGGAUAGUGAAAAGAAGAGCGAAGAGGAAGGAAUCGAUAUUCUGUUUCAUAUAGUCAAGGAUGCAUAUGAGUUUUGCAGCAAACAAUCCACUACGCUCUACAAGUCGAUGACCAAAGGGAUAAAGGACCUUGGAUUAUUAGACGAAAAGAUGUGGCCUCAAGGACUGUCCAAACAGAUUAAGGAUCACAGGAAAUCCAUUUCAGUUUUAGUUUCCAAUAAUCUGAGUAAGGAAUUCCUAAAAAGUCAGAAGCACACAGUUGGAAAAGCCACAUCGAAGUAUGCAGAGGCAUGUGCUGCUCUUUGUUGGUUCAUGUGUGUCCAGGACCCACCUGUUUACAUGGACCCUAGUGUCCCGAAAGGGAACUUUGACACAGACAAAUACAGAGCAUACACAAAGACUGGAAAAGAUUACAAAUACCUUGUGUGGCCCCCACUUUACCUACAUAAAGAGGGACCAAUGCUCGGAAAAGGCAUUGCCCAAGGAAAAUAAAAAAAUCCAUUAAUUCUGAUGUAACAUCGAAUAUGAAAAAUGUAUUAUUUCAAAUGAAUAUACAUUUAAGUAUUGAUAAAUGAUA